ACCUACCUCCUCCGCCCCCGCCUCCCAGAUCCGACUCCUCCUCCCUCCCUCCCUCCCUCCCUCCUUCCUCAGAUCUCCCUCCCGCUCCCGCGCGAGAUCCACCGCCUCCGCGCGCGCCCCCCUCACCGGAGGAGCGCUCGCGAGCUCGGGGGACAGAAGGCGGCCGGACAGGAGCCACAGCCAUGGGGAAGGAGGGCGCCGGCAGCGGCGGCGGAGGCGACGGCGGCAUGUCGGAGUCGGUGAUCCGCAAGGUGCUCGUCUCGUACAUGUACGUGGCGGUGUGGAUCUUCCUCUCCUUCUCCGUCAUCGUCUACAAUAAGUACAUCCUCGACCCCAAGAUGUACAACUGGCCCUUCCCCAUCUCCCUCACCAUGGUCCACAUGGCCUUCUGCUCCUCCCUCGCCGUCGCGCUCGUCCGCGUCCUCCGUGUCGUCGACCUGCCCUCGUCUCCCGCCAUGACGCCGCAGCUCUACGUCGCCUCCGUGCUCCCCAUCGGCGCGCUCUACUCGCUCUCGCUCUGGUUCUCCAACUCCGCCUACAUCUACCUCUCCGUCUCCUUCAUCCAGAUGCUCAAGGCGCUCAUGCCCGUCGCCGUCUACUCCAUCGGGGUCCUCUUCAAGAAGGAGAACUUCAAGUCCUCCGCCAUGCUCAACAUGCUCUCCAUCUCCUUCGGCGUCGCCAUCGCCGCCUACGGCGAGGCCCGCUUCGACGUCCGCGGCGUCGCGCUGCAGCUCGCCGCCGUCGCCUUCGAGGCCACGCGCCUCGUCCUCAUCCAGAUCCUCCUCACCUCCAAGGGCAUCUCCCUCAACCCCAUCACCUCGCUCUACUACGUCGCGCCAUGCUGCCUCGCCUUCCUCGUCGUGCCCUGGGUCUUCGUCGAGCUGCCCAGGCUGCGCGCCGUCGGCACCUUCCAGCCGGAUCUCUUCGUCUUCGGCACCAACUCGCUCUGCGCCUUCGCGCUCAACCUCGCCGUCUUCCUGCUCGUCGGCAAGACGUCCGCGCUCACCAUGAACGUCGCCGGCGUCGUCAAGGACUGGCUGCUCAUCGCCUUCUCGUGGUCCGUCAUCCGCGACACCGUCACUCCCAUCAACCUCUUCGGCUACGGCAUCGCCUUCCUCGGCGUGGGCUACUACAACCACGUCAAGCUGCAGGCGCUCAAGGCCAAGGAGGCGCAGAAGAAGGCGGCGCAGGCCGACGAAGAGGCCGGCUCGCUGCUGCAGGAGCGCGACUCGCACGGCGACCGCAAGACUGACAACCAGGCCUAGCGAGUGUGACGGAUCUGAAGAUCCAACCGCUCUCGCCCGAUUCGGAGAUCUGGUGUCAAUGCAAACACCCUGUGAAUUGGUAACUUGGUGUGUGGUUGCUUUCCAUGGAGCUGGACCCGCAUUUGGUGCAUUUUCACGCUUUGUCCAAUUCGUGGGAUCCAAUCAUCCUAUGGGGAGUCUGAAGUCUGAAGAAUUGGUUGUUUGUUGAGCAUCAGUCAGCACCAUCAUCUACCUGCAGGAGCAGGACUAGGAGAAACUUUUAUCUUAUACACUGCUACUGUUGUUUUGUUGUCAUAUUUUUCCAUUCCAACCCUUAAUGCCCUAGGUCAUUCAUUUAGUGUAGUGAAACUCUACAGUAGCGCAAAUGCCUAAUAGCGAUUUCUAUAUAUAUUGAUUUACUGAGAGUUCCAACUCAGAGUCUGUUCCUUC
Messenger RNA from Setaria italica (foxtail millet), 1694 nucleotides. Its product is annotated as probable sugar phosphate/phosphate translocator At2g25520. Gene Ontology annotation, cellular component: Golgi apparatus; endosome; trans-Golgi network. The coding region runs from base 183 to 1265 and encodes 360 amino acids. The transcript has 2 exons. The record is from RefSeq and is a predicted model, not a curated record. Gene Ontology annotation, molecular function: antiporter activity. Lineage: Eukaryota; Viridiplantae; Streptophyta; Magnoliopsida; Poales; Poaceae.